Phaedon cochleariae (mustard beetle) is the source of this 860-nucleotide messenger RNA. Lineage: Eukaryota; Metazoa; Arthropoda; Insecta; Coleoptera; Chrysomelidae. The record is from the annotation of a GenBank genome assembly.
AAGAAUGACAAGAUAUAAUUUUGUUUAUGUAGUUUCAUUGGAACUAGUUCAUAUUUCAAUCUAAAAUAUUUUGAACAAUAGUUGUAGUUGGAGAUGUCGAUAGAAAUACUCCAAUCCGAUUGUAAAAGAGCAGUAUCACAAUUAACUUCGCUGACUAAUGACGAGCUGGAUGCUAUUAUCAAUGAUGAUGAAAAAAUUGAGGAACUAUUAACCAACCUGGACCAAUCAUACCUAAAGGAAAUAGAAAUUGAAAAAGAAAACAUGCUGGUGAGUAAUAAUUCUAUGGCUGAAUACAAUUCAUCAAAAGAACCAGAGUUAGUUGAGGGUCGCGAAAAAAUCCUGGAGUUAUCUGCAAUGGGAGAACAGCUGUCCAAAAAUGUUGAAGCAAAAGUUAAAGAAUUAAAGGAAAAAGGAGGGGACAUGUCUUUAGAAACAGCACUUGCCCUGCUCCAAACAGCCGCCAGCGAAAUGGAGGAAGAAUCCGAUAAGAUGGCCAAAAGAUAUUUGGAAAGCGAAAUCGAGUUAGACGAUUACCUAGACAAUUUCCUAGAAAAAAGGAAACUCAUGCACCUUCGACUAGUGAAAGCAGAAAAACUAUCGAAACUGUUGCAGAGGAAUCCAUCGCUCAGUAAUGUUCCGAACUAUAUAAACGCCCCGCCGGUAAAUAUCAACAGCAAUUUUUUUCCGGGAAUCCCAGGCAACGUGCCAAGUUCAUUACCUUACCCUGUUGGACCUCAGGCGAUGCCUUACCCAUCGGGGCCGAUGGGUAUGGGGAUGAUGCCCAUGCCCCCACCUAGGAGCAACUAUUUUCAAAAUCACUAUUAGUAAUGUUGAGCCACAGUUUUAUAUCUUUAUCUACC